AAAAAGAAAAAAGAAUAUAUAAAUAGUUGUCUAGAUUUUCUCUAUUUUUAUUUUACCCUUCAUCCUUUCUGCCUCUUUACGAUACAACUCGAAACCUAGGGGAGGAGCAGAAGAGUAGUUUAAAAUGUCAGAUGAGGAUGAGUAUCGUUGUUUUAUUGGUGGCCUUGCGUGGUCAACAUCUGAUAGAAAGUUAAAGGAUACUUUUGAAAAGUUUGGCAAGCUUACUGAAGCCAAGGUGGUUGUUGACAAGUUCUCUGGACGCUCUCGUGGUUUUGGAUUUGUCACAUUUGAUGAAAAGAAAGCAAUGGAAGAUGCUAUUGAUGCUAUGAAUGGGAUAGAUUUAGAUGGCCGAACUAUUACUGUUGAUAGGGCUCAACCUCAACAAGGAUCAGGUAAGGAUGAUGGUGAUCGCUACAGAGAACGUGGUCGUGAUCGUGACAGAGAUCAUCGUGGUGGUCGGGGAUCUAGUGAUGGAGGAUGCUUUAAGUGUGGAAAACCCGGUCAUUUUGCUAGGGAGUGCCCUAGUGAAGAGGGAAGAGGCGGAAGAUAUGGUGGCAGGGAAAGUAGAUAUGGUGGAAGCAGUGGCGGCGGCGGUGGCGGUUACUAUGGUCCAGAUAGAAAUGCAGAUCGUUCUUCUGGCGGUCGCAGCAGGGAUUCUGGUCAUCGUGGAGAUUCUGGAAGUGAUCGAUACAAUCGUGAUCGUGCUGGACCAUAUGAACGAGAACGACGGGGAUCUGGAGGCUUUCGUUGAUAUAAUUUGGUCUUUUCAUUGAGCUUUGAAAUCGAAGGGGUUGCUGUUGAUGCUGCAAAGUUCUUUUUCGUUCACAAUGUUCUGAGAUUGUUGUUUGGAUGGACAAAUGAUACCAGUGUUUUGAUAUGCAAUACUUGGCACCUUUUUAGACUAAUUUAUGUUCCUAAUGGUGAUCUUUUGGCCUGUUGAAACCUAUUGACUUACCGUUGAAUUCAAUGUUGUGCUCUAUGCUAUCAAUAAUUGCUGCUGGUUAUCUUGUGAUUUGUGACUUUCAUGCAUGUGGAGUUGAAUGACAUGUUUACCGUGGGAUUCCCUGA
This is a messenger RNA of Cicer arietinum (chickpea), 1068 nucleotides long. RefSeq names its product glycine-rich RNA-binding protein RZ1A. The record is from RefSeq and is a predicted model, not a curated record. Lineage: Eukaryota; Viridiplantae; Streptophyta; Magnoliopsida; Fabales; Fabaceae. Gene Ontology annotation, molecular function: RNA binding; zinc ion binding.